AUGGCGGAAAAUCAGCAAAAGAAGACCAAGAAAUGGUCUCAGAAGUAUAAGACCGAAUACAAAAUAAAUAUAAACUGCAGAGGCGGCGUCUCGCUUACAUCUCCCAACUACCCUUCAAAUUAUCGGAAUGAUGUAAAGAAGAAGUGGUUUAUCACGGCUCCUAAAGAUCACAGGGUUCUUGUUACCUUCAUUGACUUCAACAUAGAGACAGAUGAUACCCUGUACGUGGCUGACAUAGUGGAUAAGCAGAGAUCUAUGCAAUACACAGGGGAAGAAAUGGAGUUCCCUUCAUUCUUGGCCAAAGGAAAUAAGUUGCAGAUCACAUUUAUAUCCUUACAAUCAGGGACUAGGAGGGGGUUUAACGUCACAGUAUCCUGCUACGAUCAUUCAAGUACCGGAUACGCAAAUGUGGCACGUAUUGUUGGCGGUAACUCACCAGGGAAGGGUUUCCUUGAGCUUUGUACUCAAUUGGAUGACUGGAGGAGAGUAUGCAAAGACAACUUUGAUGAAAGGGUGACGGAGGUCGUCUGUGGAGAGCUCGGCUAUCCUGCUGUUAGAAAGGUUUCCUACCGGACUGAGGACUGUAUUUCAGCUGGGCAAGGUUGCAUCAAGGCUCCCAUCUGUAAUGACUACACGUUCCGAUUAGAGGAUUGUUCAUGGUCUUCCGGAAACUGCUCCUCCGCUGAUGCCGUCAAAGUUGAGUGCUAUGAACCAGGAUAUAAGGGUUGCUAUGACCUUGAAGAUCUUCCACAACAAAAUGGAUUCAUCUUUGAAUCAACCUCACAGUGUGUAUCCUCAUGUAGAGUGUUCUCAAGAAAGGCUCUCGCUAUAAUGAAUGGAAAACAAUGCUCCUGUUCUUUCGCUGAUGAAGUUAACCUAUCCGACAUAACCCCUGCAACAUGCAACCAACCUACACAGGAUACUCAACGAGUUAUCAACUCAUUGGUUUAUGAUGUUUCCGUUGGAUUCUGCGAUGAGCUGGAUGACGUCAUGAAUGGAUCAUGGGGUUCUAACAUCACGUGGUUUGGUUCCAUCGUCUAUCUCACGUGUGAUGAUGGAUACAGUCUGAAUGGUAACAGAACACUGCAGUGUGUACCAGGACUAUCGCCGUAUUAUCCUAUUUGGAAUAGUUCCUUGCCAACAUGUGACAUGCUUAAAGGUAAGAGGAAGGGCACUAGCAACUUGCUACCAUGCAUGAACUCAUUUUAUCGGCAUUUUUUAAAAACAGCAAAUUAGAUAUUGGGCUCUUACUCUCUUUCUUUGUAUGAGAUCAUACAGGUGGGAGCUAUCUGUCUAGAAAUGACAUCAACAUUAUGUUUGUGUGUGUAAUAUACAUGAUUACAUACAUACAUGCAUACUGCUUGGUGAUACUUUAUGUA
Strongylocentrotus purpuratus (purple sea urchin) is the source of this 1379-nucleotide messenger RNA. Its product is annotated as deleted in malignant brain tumors 1 protein-like. The transcript is spliced from 6 exons. Gene Ontology annotation, cellular component: membrane. Bases 1 to 1236 code for a protein of 411 amino acids. NCBI's taxonomy places the organism in Eukaryota, Metazoa, Echinodermata, Echinoidea, Camarodonta, Strongylocentrotidae. The record is from RefSeq and is a predicted model, not a curated record.